ACUCAUUCCACCUGCUCCUCCAGCCUGACAUCCCUACACCCUCACACAACCAUGUUAUACAAGGUGUGCUUGGUCCUGGUGGUGGCGGGCGUCGCCCUGGCUGAACCAGACGGCUACGGACCAGUCUACCAGUCGGAGCCUCUCCCUUACUACUACGACUACAACGUAUACGACGGCUACAAGGGAACGAAUUUCGGUCAGCAUGAGAAGUCCGACGGUAAAGCUGUGUACGGCUCCUACACCGUCGACCUCCCCGACGGUCGCAAACAAACGGUGGACUACACAGCUGACCACUACAAGGGCUACGUGGCCAAGGUCAGCUACUACGGCAAGGCUCAGCACCCUAAACAAUACGGCCCAGCCAUCACCUUCUUCAACCAAUACGGCAACGGCUACCACUGACGUCCAGACCAACAUAUCCAGAAGACCUAAUAUUAUAUUUUUGUAUGGUAAAUGUGGAGCAAAUAAACGAUAACUUCCAAA
Homarus americanus (American lobster) is the source of this 483-nucleotide messenger RNA. Its product is annotated as pupal cuticle protein Edg-84A-like. The transcript is spliced from 4 exons. NCBI's taxonomy places the organism in Eukaryota, Metazoa, Arthropoda, Malacostraca, Decapoda, Nephropidae. The record is from RefSeq and is a predicted model, not a curated record. Gene Ontology annotation, cellular component: extracellular matrix. Bases 52 to 402 code for a protein of 116 amino acids.